CUGAUGAGCAAUGAUAAAAUAAAGAGAAAAGUUUUCCUUACAUAGCGCGUUUAUUAUGACAUCUUUCGGGGUUCAUUGUAUUUAAGAUCUGUUUUGGAUAUCCAGCAUGCAGCCUAGGUGUUGUCUAGAUUCAUUAUCCUUUUUGUUUUUCCUUUUUCCAUUCCUUAUCACUUCAUUCUUUUAUCCCACCGGUACCAGUAGAUUAUUCCCUACAUACGUAUCCAGCGUCAUCGAGAGGAUGAACCAGGAAAUGACCAAAUAUGAGCUAUAUGAUAUACAACUACGACGAAGAGUAUAUGCAAAGUUCGUAGUGGACAAAGACAGACGAAUAGCUUAACAUGCAAUGAUAAAGCAAACACGAAUAGAUAUCUCGGGAUAAAAAGAAAACCGCCCGCC
Messenger RNA from Aspergillus pseudonomiae, 396 nucleotides. RefSeq lists its product as uncharacterized. Bases 107 to 337 code for a protein of 76 amino acids. NCBI's taxonomy places the organism in Eukaryota, Fungi, Ascomycota, Eurotiomycetes, Eurotiales, Aspergillaceae. The transcript has a single exon. The record is from RefSeq and is a predicted model, not a curated record.